Molecule: messenger RNA, 2880 nt
Organism: Gossypium arboreum
Lineage: Eukaryota; Viridiplantae; Streptophyta; Magnoliopsida; Malvales; Malvaceae
Product: probable serine/threonine-protein kinase PBL9
Exons: 7
Coding region: 1230-2444 (404 amino acids)
Biological process (GO): protein phosphorylation
Molecular function (GO): protein kinase activity; ATP binding
Source: RefSeq, a predicted model, not a curated record
UUGAAUAUCUUGUUCUUAUUGGCAAAGUUGCGAAGCAAUGACUCGAUGUUUUGUCAUUUAACGUAUCGUCCUUUAUGCAAAUUCGGAAUAUUCAAAGAAUAAGUGUCCAAAGCUCUGAAGUUUCGAGGCAGGUGAGGAAGAAGCUCAGGUUAAGUGAGUGCCUGCAGUAUGAAGUUAUCAUCAAUAUAGUACCCAACAACAACAAAAUGAAAUGAUUGAUGCAUCAAUGAUUUUGCUCAUCCGGAGUUUCCAGGAAUUAAUUUAUGUCACAGGCUGCAAAAACAAUACCCCUUUACAUUUUUUUAUUUUUAUUUUCUUUGGAGUAUUUGAAUUUUAUAUAUUUAGUUCAAUAUUUAAAAUAUUAAUACAAAAUGCAAACACAAUUCAAACUACAAUAUGCAUAUGAAAAGAUUCAUACCCAAAUAUUCAAGAACCAGUAAUGUCAGCUGAUAAAUCAUUUGAUGUCAUGGCCUUGUUAUAUUAAAAUUAUAUUUCUAAAAAUAUAUAUAUAGUCAUCCGUCCAGGUCUUAACUUCAGUUUAAUGGUUGGUUAUGCCCUGUGUAAUUAAAUAGAUGCGAACAAGAAAAAAAUCCUUUCAGUGGGGGCAAAAGACGAUCUAAAGAUCAAUAUAGCCAAAAGAAGCAAGUUGAAGAAUGUAGGAUAUUUUAAAAUUGCCCAUCCAAUGUCCAAUCCGAUUAUAUUAUCCAUUUAAUAAAGAAAAUGAGAAAACAGGGUUUUAUUUUUUUUUUUUGUUGAAUAGUUUAGGUUGAGGACACACAGUCAGUACGUUGAAAGCUACUGGAUAGAAGAAGAAGCCAUCUGGUGAAUGAAAGCUCUGGGAGAGAAGCUAAAGCCACUAUCAUAGCAACAAUCCAACGGCUGACAAAUGACGGGAGUGCUGUGAAAGGCUUAUCUUCUCUUCUCUGCCUUGACUCUAUAUACAAGCUUUACAGAUAGAUAUAUACUACUAUAAUAGUCUACGCUUAAAAAGGAGGGACCAGCCCGCCAUUAAUGCAAUUCUUCGCACCUUCCUCAAAAACUUGCAACCCAUCAUCAUGUUCAUUGUUCACUCUCUACUUGCCUAGUUCCCAUUAUUACUAUCCAAGAAAAAUAUUCAAGCUUUCACUCCAACUUCGACAAUUCCCUUCCUCUGAAAACCCUUCCUGCUUUAAUCUGCUUCGGUGUUGGGUUGGGUUGGGUUGGUUUACACAGAAAAAGGACUUGAUCUGAUGGGGAUUUGCUUAAGUGCCAGAAUUAAUGAGAGUCCAAGCAACACAGGGCUGAGUUCGAAGUAUGUUAGCAGUGAUGGGAAAGAUACGAGUAGUACAAGCAGCAAAGCUUCAUCAUUUUCAGCACCUUUGACUCCCCGCAGUGAGGGUGAGAUCUUACAGUCCCCCAAUUUGAAGAGUUUCAGUUUCGCCGAUCUCAAAAUGGCCACUAGGAAUUUUCGUCCUGACAGUGUGCUCGGAGAAGGCGGUUUUGGCUCGGUGUUUAAGGCUUGGAUCGAUGAGAAUUCAUUAGCUGCUUCCAAGCCUGGAACUGGGACGGUUAUUGCUGUGAAAAGGCUUAACCAGGAAGGGUUCCAAGGUCAUAGGGAGUGGUUGGCGGAGGUGAAUUAUCUGGGACAGCUUUAUCAUCCUCAUCUUGUGAAAUUGAUUGGAUAUUGCUUAGAGGAUGAACACCGUCUUUUGGUGUAUGAAUUCAUGCCUCGUGGCAGCUUGGAGAAUCAUUUAUUCAGAAGAGGUACGUAUUUCCAGCCUCUUUCAUGGAGCCUUCGGAUGAAGGUUGCUCUUGGUGCAGCAAAGGGGCUAGCCUUUCUUCACAGUGCUGAAACAAAAGUGAUCUAUCGAGACUUCAAGACUUCCAAUGUCUUGCUUGAUUCGAACUACAAUGCAAAGCUUUCUGAUUUUGGGUUGGCCAAGGAUGGGCCAACAGGUGAUAAGAGCCAUGUUUCUACCAGGGUCAUGGGAACCUAUGGAUAUGCUGCUCCUGAGUAUUUAGCCACAGGUCAUUUGACUGCUAGGAGUGAUGUCUAUAGUUUCGGAGUUGUGCUGCUGGAGAUGUUAUCUGGGCGCAGAGCAGUUGACAAGAAUCGACCAUCCGGAGAACACAACCUGGUGGAAUGGGCCAAACCAUACCUGGCCAACAAACGCAAAAUAUUCCGUGUCCUGGAUAACCGUCUUGAACGCCAGUAUUCAAUGGAAGCUGCCUUCAAGGCCGCAACCCUUGCUUUGCGAUGCUUGUCUGCUGAAGCCAAAUUCAGACCGAGAAUGAACGAGGUCGUAACAGCAUUGGAGCAGCUCCAGGAUUCUGGUGAAUGUGGAAGCAAUCCAAACAACAUUAGCAGCAAACCCCGGAUACGCAGGCGAAGUACUGGUGAUACUAACAAUGGAAGGAGCACUGCUGCAUACCCUCGGCCAUCUGCUUCCCCUCUUUAUGCCUGAUAAUAGCAUAAGUCCGCACCAUGAAAGCUGCUUUCUUUUGAGGUAUAUUCAGGUGGAUCUUCACAGCUCAGCUAUCCAUUUCUUUUGUCAGCCUCCGUGACUGGACAGUAGUCAUUUUAGCUAGUGUAAUGAAAACCAAUCUGACAAAAUCGCAAGAUCUAACCCAUAACAAGGGGAAUGUGUGCAAUGCUGUAUAUCUUUAGAGAUGAUCAAGUGUUGUUUGUAACAAUUAUGAGCCAACUUAGAAAAAGGGUGUGAUUGCUUAUGUAUGACCACAACCAGGUUUAGUGAUUUAUAAUUAUAAUUAUAUAUAUGUAUAUAUCUUUUUUCCGGAUGAAUCUGUCAAUUCUCGGUGUACUGAUGUGUUAAUUGUGGCUUUCUGAGAAUGAUAAAGAGAGCAUUUGAAUAGCAGAGUAUGCAAUGUUUUGACUGGAAA